CUUGUUCUGCUCUAUAGCUACGAAGCGGUAGUGCUGGCGCUUCUCGAUACUUGAAGCACCGUGAACGAAAUUCGCGAUUGCGUUUGUUCAUUAAACUCAAUUAAACUUCUGAAACCCACGUGGCGAGUAGUAUAAGGACUUUUACGUUCACUCUUGUAUUAUAUAUAAUAUAUGGCUUCAGUUGAGGAACUGGAUCAGCAAGUCGACAGCGGCAUGGGUAGCAGCGACGUGCAUUCUCCGGAGGUGAAGACACUGCUUCCCGACGAUGAGGACGACGACGAGGAGGAUGAAAGCUUAGCUGAGAGAUUGUUAGGACUGACAGAAAUGUUUCCCGAACCAGUACGCAACUUUGGAUAUAAUUUUGGAGUCGGUUUAUACAAAUGUACUAAAGGUCUAUAUGCAUUUUCACGUACAGCCACAUGGCUAUUCUUCAGUUCAUCUGUUAUUCUGUUUGCACCAAUUAUUUUUGAAAUGGAACGUGCUCAAAUGGAAGACUUACAACGUACACAGAGAAAACAAGUUUUAUUAGGACCGAAUACAGCUUUUUCAGGAGGUGCUAAUCCAUCUGGUCUUCCAAUGGCACCUCCUGUUCAGCGAUAAAAAAAAUCACACAACAAAUUUACAUAAAAAGUUAUGUAAAACACACACACACACACACAAGCGCGUAUAUAUAGAAAUAUCUAAAUUAGCAAAAUCAUGAAUUUGAGUUUCCCACUUAAUUAAUUAACAAAACUUGUCGAGUUUUUACAAAAACCACGAAUGUAAACAAUUUUUAUCGAGUGGAAGAUGUAUGAAAUCAAGCAUGUGUAACACACACACACACACAUAUGUGAUAAAAAAAAGUAAUAAUUUAAAUUCUACUCUUUCAAUGAGUAACGUUGGUCUACUUUAUUCCUGUCUUUAAUGUAAAACCAUUAAAGAUUAGAAAAAUAAUGACUAAAAAAUAUUUAGAAGAUUAAUACAAGCCAAAAUAUCGAUCUCUUCGUGUUGUUAAUAACAAAGAUGUGUUUUGUCUCGCAUCGGUCUUCUAAAUUUUCAGUUUUUUUUUGUCUUUAUAUUCAUCAUCCGUUCCUCCUAGUCAUUUUUAUCGAGAAUCAACAUGCUAUGAUGUGCGACAUAUUAUUCUUAUGUCAAAACGCAGAAAUAACGGUACUGGCAUUUUGAUUUACACAAAAACGCUGGCAUUUUGUUUAUAUAUUGUGCGAAUAUAAAAUAGAAUUUACUUACACACAAUCGUCCCGCAAACAAGGUAAAAGAGCGAGAGAGAAAAAGUUAGUGUUAUUGCGCAUUUGUUGUCAUAUAUUUUCUGUUAUACUUUUGCGAGAAAACAAAUAAAAAGCAUAAUAGUGUAGUGUCUUUCAA
Pseudomyrmex gracilis is the source of this 1362-nucleotide messenger RNA. RefSeq names its product mitochondrial import receptor subunit TOM22 homolog (gene mge). Bases 172 to 600 code for a protein of 142 amino acids. Gene Ontology annotation, biological process: intracellular protein transport. Gene Ontology annotation, cellular component: mitochondrial outer membrane. The record is from RefSeq and is a predicted model, not a curated record. NCBI's taxonomy places the organism in Eukaryota, Metazoa, Arthropoda, Insecta, Hymenoptera, Formicidae. The transcript has 3 exons.